Messenger RNA from Eremothecium gossypii ATCC 10895, 3048 nucleotides. RefSeq names its product ssDNA endodeoxyribonuclease RAD1 (gene RAD1). The record is from RefSeq and is marked provisional. Gene Ontology annotation, biological process: nucleotide-excision repair involved in interstrand cross-link repair; double-strand break repair via homologous recombination; double-strand break repair via single-strand annealing, removal of nonhomologous ends. Gene Ontology annotation, cellular component: nucleotide-excision repair factor 1 complex. The transcript has a single exon. Lineage: Eukaryota; Fungi; Ascomycota; Saccharomycetes; Saccharomycetales; Saccharomycetaceae. Gene Ontology annotation, molecular function: single-stranded DNA endonuclease activity; damaged DNA binding; single-stranded DNA binding. Bases 1 to 3048 code for a protein of 1015 amino acids.
AUGUCGCUGUUUGUUACCGAUGAUUCGGAUGAGGAGCUUCAACAGGAACUUACGAUACUGGGGGACCAGCAGACUUAUGAUGAAGCAGCAGAGGGGCAAGGCCCAGGGGCACAAGAGGCGACAGAAGAAGAACUUUACCCGCUGAUGGCCAAAAAAGACGAUACAGAGAGGCCCGAAUUUACUGAUAUUCAGCCUGUUGAUAUUCAGCUCUCUGUGGCUCUUCCUUUCCAGCAAAUCAUUGUAGAAAAUACCUUGAUCUCAGAAGACUGCCUGCUCAUCAUGGCGAUGGGACUGGGAACGAUACAAGUGGUCUCGAACUUGCUGCAUGUUCUCGCGACGCCGGUGCGAAUCAAAAAUAGUGACAAGAGGUCGCUUGUUUUGCUUCUGAAUGCAUCAGAUGACGACAAUCGGCGGAUGGAGGAUGAGCUGAUGGAGCUUUCGUGGUUAGCGGCUGAUGCGACGGAUCGGCCCUUUGUUAUCAUCAACAGCGACUCGCAUAGCAUAGCUCAGCGCACAGAGGUAUAUUCCAGUGGUGGGAUAAUUUCUGUAACGUCGAGGAUCCUUAUUGUCGAUAUGCUGUCUGGAAUUAUCCAUCCUAACGUCGUGACUGGCUUAUUUAUCAUGCAUGCUGAUCUUUUAACGAACUACUCUACUGAAUCUUUCAUUGUGGACAUUUACCGGGAACAUAACCGUUGGGGGUUUAUAAAGGCUGUUACCGAGUCACCUGAAUCACUGGUAACCGACUUUUCUCCUCUGCUUCGGAAGAUGAGGGACCUGAAACUUCGACGCAUUCUACUAUGGCCACGCUUUCAUGCAGAUGUUUCUUCAUCUCUUCAUGCGCAGAAGAAUAACACCGUCGUGGAGAUUAAGGUGUCACUCACAGACUCCAUGGAGAAAAUCCACUACGGCCUACUAGAAUGCCUAAAGAAAUGCAUCAAUGAGCUGGUGAGAAAGGUACCAGAAUUGGCCAAAGAAUCCUGGUCUAUUGAAAACGCCUUGGAUGCACAUUUUAUGAAAUCGAUACAUGCUGAACUACAGCCCAGGUGGCAUCGAAUUUCGUACGAAUCAAAACAACUUGUUAAGGAUAUAUCCACGUUGCGAAAACUCCUGCAUGCAUUGGUUAGUUAUGACGCAGUAGACUUCUAUGAACUUAUUAGGGUCAUACUGGAUGCAAAUAAACCAUCAAUUUCGCGAAAAUAUUCCGAGUCGCCAUGGCUGUUAGCCGCGGAGUCACAGUUGGUCAUAUCCUAUUCUAAAAAACGGGUCUAUCAUGAUGAUGAAUACGAGCUUGAGGAACAGCCGAAGUGGGAACAACUGAUCUCUCUUCUUGAUGAUAUUUCUUAUGAGCGAAUGGCGAAACCCCACACUUACACUGGGCCUACUGUGAUUAUAUGCUCCGAUGAGCGAACGAGGCAGCAACUGGGGAGAAUUCUUAGCUAUUACAACUCCAAAGAAGGAAACAGAAAGAUGAUGAUUCGGAAACUGCAAAGUUACAUUAGGCAUAGAGAUCAGGUGCAAAGCACGGCAAAGGAAAUACAAGAGCAACAUGAAUCGCGAGAACUGCAGGUUUCUAGGGCCUUCGCCAGAGAGGAGGUAAUCUCAAAACGACGGAGAACUCGUGGUGCUUCAGCUGUUGCCGCUGUGACAAAGCUUCAUACUGCAUCCGGUACAGGUCAUGAUAUAGAUGGGAAAAUAUCCAUUGAAGCCUUGGAACAAGAACGCGAACGCUUACUAGAUCCUGAUGACGCUUUCAACACCUUUGAAUCAUUUGGGGAUAUUGAUACCCAUGCAGAAGCUUAUGACUUAUAUGACGAACAAUAUUUAGAUGAUGUUGCUCCUUCUAUCACAAGGGAAGACUGGCAGAAGAGAGCUGGAAACUACGAAUACGUGCACCCAUAUGACCAAGUAUAUCUGGCAUGUUAUUACCACAAAGACACUGAGUCUCUACUAUAUGAGCUUCUACCAUCGUUUGUCAUAAUGUAUGAACCAAAUCUCUCUUUCAUAAGACAAGUUGAGGUUUAUAGGGCAACUCAUACCAAUAAAUACAUCAAAAUCUAUUUCAUGUAUUAUGGUGAAAGUGUCGAAGAACAAGCACAUUUAUUGAAUAUAAAGAAGGAGAGAGAGGCAUUCACCAAGUUAAUCCGAGAAAAUGCACAACUUGCACAGCAUUUUGAAGCGCCUGAAGAUAUAUCUCGUUACAAAAACUUGGCACAGAGGAGAAUGCAGCUUAUCAGACAAAAGAACACACGGAUAGCAGGAGGGCAAGCUGCAAUAGCAGUACAAACUGAUGAUAUUGUCAUUGUUGAUAUAAGAGAAUUUCGAGCACCGCUACCUGGCUUGCUGUAUCGCUAUGGUGUCAAAGUGCUUCCGUGUAUGUUAACUGUCGGUGACUAUAUUAUUACUCCUAAAAUAUGCAUUGAACGGAAAUCUAUCGCUGACCUGAUCGGUAGUUUUAAGAACGGAAGAUUGCAGAAGCAAUGCAGAGAAAUGGCUAAGUAUUACGAACUGCCUACUUUACUACUGGAAUUCGAUGAUAGUGAGUCGUUUUCCCUCGAACCUUUCGGCGAACGGGGCUACACUACCACCACAUCAUCUACAAUUCAUCCAAUUAGUAACAAGUUAAUGCAGGAAGAGAUUCAACUAGAGUUGGCGAAAUUGGUCUUGCGUUUUCCCAAUUUAAAGAUCAUUUGGUCUUCUUCGCCUCUACAAACUGUGAAUAUCAUACUAGACCUGAAGUCAGGUAGGGAGCAACCCAACCCUUCGGUCGCAGUAGAGGCUGGCAAAUCCAUUAAAAAGACCGAUUCGAAUGGGAACUCUAAAAUUGAAACUAAGCAAUUUCAUGAACUCUCGACAGUUCCUGGUCUUUCCAGUAUUGACUAUUAUAACCUUAAGAGAAGGUAUCGAACUUACAAAUCUCUGAAAAGGGCGACUAUUGAAGAUAUAUUACAUGUUGUUGUCGACAGAGAUCUGGCGGAGCGCAUUGUUACUCAUAUCCAAAGAGAAUCUGAGCUGCAACAAUAUGAGGAGGAUGGGAGGAAUGAGGUAUGA